AUGGAAGGUUCUGUUCAAGCUCAUGAACCCGGAAAGUGGCUGGGACAAAAUUUCAUUAAAAGUGUUGAUGACGUGAUUGACUUCAAAAAGAUAAUAAAGAGCAUCUCCGCCUAUCCUGCGGGUCAACUUGUUCUUAAGACCACAAAUAUAAAGGUCAAAGAAGCAGAUAACACAACAAAGCUGGAUGAAGAAAAAAUAAACUAUGCUUUAAGAAGUGAAGUCUCAAAUAUGAGAGAAAUGCUUUCUGAAAUUCGAAUGCAAGAGGCUGUUGGUCAUGCUUAUUUCUGA
Molecule: messenger RNA, 288 nt
Organism: Dentiscutata erythropus
Lineage: Eukaryota; Fungi; Glomeromycota; Glomeromycetes; Diversisporales; Gigasporaceae
Source: the annotation of a GenBank genome assembly